Messenger RNA from Botrytis sinoallii, 1940 nucleotides. RefSeq lists its product as uncharacterized. The coding region runs from base 105 to 1940 and encodes 611 amino acids. The record is from RefSeq and is a predicted model, not a curated record. Gene Ontology annotation, molecular function: FAD binding. The transcript is spliced from 6 exons. Lineage: Eukaryota; Fungi; Ascomycota; Leotiomycetes; Helotiales; Sclerotiniaceae.
UUUAAGCCUAUAGUUAACGGAGGUAUUCCGAUUAAAUUGAAUUAUCGAAUUUUAAUAUUGUCAAAAUUAUUUCUAGAUAGGUCGAUACGACGUUGCUGAGCACCAUGGAUAUUGUAAAUCAGGUGACUGUUAUCGGAGCAGGCCCAGCAGGUCUUAUGCUAGCUUGUACUCUUACACGCUACGGAAUCCAGGUUGCUAUUCUCGAUGACAGACCUUCUUCAACUGCAACCGGCCGAGCCGAUGGCCUGCAACCUAAAACCAUUGAGACGCUCAAACAGCUCGGUCUUGCGGAUUCUUUACUUGAGAGAGGGGUCAAGGUGUAUGAUAUCUGUUACUGGGCAAUGGAGGAAAAGCUUCAUCGUACGGCUAGAGAAAUUCAUUACCCAAAAGAUAUAGUCGAUUUGUUGGAUCCGAACCUUCUACUCAUUCAUCAAGGAAUGAUUGAAGAUGUAUUUAUCCAGGAUCUGAGAGCCCGAGGAGUUGAGGUACAAAGAAAUUCUUCUUUCGUUGGAAUCGUACAGCCGACUUCAGAAAAUGAGGAUAUAGUCGUAAAGUACAAAGAUAUCCAAACAGGUGAGGAUAAGCUUUUGAAAUCAAAAUAUCUUGUAGGAUGCGAUGGAGCGCAUUCGAAUGUAAGAAAAUGCAUUGAUGGUGCAGAUAUGGAAGGAGAUCAGAGUGGGAGUGUGUGGGGCAUCUUGGAUGCAGUAAUUGAAACGAAAUUUCCGGAUUUAUGGAGUAAAACUAUAGUUCAAUCGGAGAAAGGAGCGAUUCUUUCCAUUCCAAGGGAGCGAAAUAUGACGAGACUCUAUAUUGAGUUGCAGGACACAGCAGAGGGGGACUCCAAAGAAGUUGUUCAAGAUUUUGUGAUGAAGAGAGCCGAGGAGAUUUUCAGUCCAUAUAAAUUGACGUGGAAGCGUAUUGAAUGGUUUGCUGUAUAUAAAUUUGGACAGCGAGCGGCCAAACGCUUCUCAGAUGAUACACAGCGGGUUUUUAUUGUUGGGGAUGCUGCACACAAUCACUCCCCAAAAGCCGCGCAGGGCAUGAAUGUAUCAAUGCAUGACUCCUUCAAUCUUUCAUGGAAAUUGGCCCUUGCCAUUAAAAAUAUCGCGCUCCCCUCUCUUUUGGAAACAUAUACGCAAGAGCGACAGGCUGUUGCUCGAGAUCUCCUCGCGUUUGAUUUCGAACAUGCCAAUGCUUACUCUGCCGGAGAUCCCGUUUAUUCUGGACUGGCGGAAUAUGGCAAGAAUGUUCUGAACGCAGAAGCUGCCAAUGAAAUAACACAACCCAAAGAAUCUAAACUAAGAUUAAGCGGCGAGAGAAGUAGUGGUGUAUUGCGACCUGGUGCGCUGCUACCACCCGCUAGGGUGACUAGGUAUAUUGAUGCAAAUCCUGUCGAUUUACAGCUUGAAAUUCCUCUGUUUGGGCAAUUCCGCAUAUUCUUCUUCCUAUCAGACGUUCAUAGGUGGUCUGAUUGUCUGGGGCAUAUUUUCCAAAGAUUUUCCAAUCUUACACGAACUCUCGAUCGCACUUCUGCAGCCGCAAAUUCUUAUACACCAGAAGAGACAGAAUUGGAUGAAUAUAUUCAACCAAAUAGAUACAUAGGUGUAAGUAAGUUUUUUACAUACGCAUUGGUGACGGAGAUGAACAAAGAAAGGUUCGAGAUUGCAGAUUUACCAAUAAGCUUGCAAGAAAGCAGCUGGACAAUCUAUGUGGAUGAUAUUCCUCAAGAUGCUGGAGAUUCUCACUCUUAUAAAGGAAGCUAUACGCAUAAGUGGGUAGGCGACGUCAGAGAUGAUGAGAUCGUUGUUUUGAAUGUUAGACCUGAUGGAUAUGUUGGUUCCCUCAAAAGGUUUUGUAUGUCUGGUGACGGAAAUGAAGAUGUUGGAUCCGAGGUCGCAGAGUGGCUGGAGGACUAUUAUAGUGAAUUUCUGAAAAGUUGA